Messenger RNA from Rhipicephalus sanguineus (brown dog tick), 868 nucleotides. RefSeq names its product aldehyde dehydrogenase, mitochondrial. Lineage: Eukaryota; Metazoa; Arthropoda; Arachnida; Ixodida; Ixodidae. The record is from RefSeq and is a predicted model, not a curated record. Gene Ontology annotation, molecular function: aldehyde dehydrogenase (NAD+) activity.
UUUCUUCGCUGCAGUGGAACGUGCCCCUUUUGAUGCUGUCGUGGAAACUCGGCCCUGCACUGGCCAUGGGCAACACGGUGGUGGUGAAGCCAGCAGAGCAGACCCCGCUGACAGCACUAUUGGUCGCCAGCUACGUGGCCGAGGCCGGUUUUCCCCCUGGCGUGGUCAAUGUAGUUCCAGGCUUCGGAGAUACAGCCGGCGCCGCCAUUUCCAGUCACCCGGAUGUAGACAAAGUAGCCUUCACAGGAUCCACAGAGGUGGGUAGACUGAUCUUACAGGCUUCCGGCCACUCCAACCUCAAGAAAGUUUCGCUCGAGUUGGGUGGAAAGAGCCCCCUUAUCAUCUUCCCUGACGCAGAUUUGGACCUGGCCGCUAACCUGGCGCACGAGGCUGUGUUUUGGAACCAGGGCGAGGUCUGCUGCGCUGCCACACGAACCUACGUGCACGUCGAUGUGUACGACAAGUUUGUGGCCAAGGCCGUGGAGCUUGCCAAGAAGAGAGUGGUCGGAGACCCAUUCGACGAUCGGUGCACACAAGGUGCUCAGAUUGAUGGCACCCAGCUGGAUCGUAUCCUUGGCUACAUCGGGCUGGGACAAAACGAGGGUGCCAAGCUACGCUGUGGCGGUCGCCGGCUCGGCACACGCGGAUUCUUUGUUCAACCGACCGUUUUCUCGGACGUCGAGGACCAUAUGACCAUCGCCAGGGAGGAAAUAUUCGGCCCUGUCCAGAGUAUCUUCAAGUUCAAAGACAUGGACGAGGUCAUCGAGAGGGCGAACGCCACCAACUAUGGACUAGCAGCGGGAAUCAUCACCAAUGACCUCAACACGGCCACCAUUGUAGCUCAUGCGCUUGAAGCAGGCACUGUCUG